This is a messenger RNA of Setaria italica (foxtail millet), 1157 nucleotides long. RefSeq names its product vesicle transport protein GOT1. The transcript is spliced from 7 exons. Bases 268 to 675 code for a protein of 135 amino acids. Gene Ontology annotation, biological process: retrograde transport, endosome to Golgi; endoplasmic reticulum to Golgi vesicle-mediated transport. Lineage: Eukaryota; Viridiplantae; Streptophyta; Magnoliopsida; Poales; Poaceae. The record is from RefSeq and is a predicted model, not a curated record.
UCUGGCUGUUUCGCUUUCCUUCCGCUGAGCGCUCCCCAUCCCCUCCGAUCUCUCUACCACCGCCCACCGCCACCACCCAAAGCCGGCGACCCGGCGGCGGCCACCGCGCGCGGGGUCCUUCUCGGCGUCAUCCACGGCCGCACUCAGGCUCGCGGCGGGGUCUCGUCUCCCUCCAGCUUCGCCGUCCGGGGAAGCCGGUUUCGUCGGCAGGUUGAGUUAGUGGUCGAUUGAAGUGAAACUGUAUUGCUAUCUUCAACUGCCAAGGCAAUGGCCUACGAGAUCAGUGAGAUCAAAAAGAUUGGCAUAGGUCUGGUGGGAUUUGGCAUCCUAUUCUCGUUCCUUGGUGUUAUCCUUUUCUUCGAUAGGGGCUUGUUGGCUCUGGGUAAUAUUUUCUUUUUGACUGGAGUGGGCCUAUUACUUGGAUGGCAAUCUAUGUGGCAACUUUUCACGAAGAAGGCAAACCUUAAGGGAUCUGUACCUUUCUUCAUUGGUCUGUUUCUUCUUUUUGUCCGUUGGCCUGUUGCUGGUAUAAUCAUGGAACUAUAUGGAUCUUUUGUGCUCUUCAGUGGUUAUGGGCCUCCCAUCCAGGCGUUCCUAUAUCAAAUACCUAUCAUUGGUUGGAUUCUGCAAUAUCCAUUCCAGCUGUUUGCUCAGUUGAGGCGUAAGCGUGCUUGAAACCUUCUGCACUGCCAAGAUAUAGCAUGCAGUUGUGAUGCUGAUACAAGAACCACCUGUACCCUUCACCUUGCCUCGAAAUGAUCUUUCAAGUCUUGUGUGCAUAUGCAUACUUUGUGGAUUCUAAUAUUCAGUCGUUCUGAGUAGUUUAUUAUUGUUCAUAUUUAGACAAAGUAGAGCUUCGAAAGGUGUUGGAUGGUGGAUGCUCGGUUUGUUGAAACAGGAGGACCUCAUUGCCUUUCAUCAUCCCGACAACAAACUGUGGGGUUAUAGUGAUCACACCUGGUUUAUUUCCGAUUCCUGGGAUCUGGACGCAAUUUGCCAUGUUACUUGCAAGUUGCCAGAAACUUGUGUAGAAGAAACUAUAUUCAGAAAUCUUGCAAGGAGCUUGGUGGCUCACCUGAUGACUAAUAUCUGUGUGAUUUGAUUCAUUUUUGUCCAAUGAAUGGCCUUCACAGGGUGAAACGGCUGUGGUAUUUGAA